AUGGCCAUCCUCUCUUGGCUUACGCCCUUGAACCUGGCAAGUCUGCGCGCUCUUGCGGUGGGUAGGUGGAUUGGCUUCCGCUUCCGCGCGUCCCUUAAAGCCGUUGCAACCGUGCUCCCGCGCCUUGGAUCUUGUCAACUUUCGCCUCUUCCAACCAUAUAUCAAUAUCCCGAAAAUCUGGUGGGUUGUCUUCCGGGCGACCCAACUAACCUUGUCACGCUGGCUACUCAAACACUCCCCGCUAUUCGAGCCCCUCACCCUCAUUUUCCACAUCGCUUCCAACCAUCCUUAACCCCACCGUACCACGACAACCCAAAAUCGGAUCGCCCAUGGUUGGCCCAUCGUGGUCAAGGGGGCUCUAACGAUAUAUUUUCCAUGUCGAACUUACCGGCAGGAGGAUUUCGUUCAGAGCAGACCACCCCCCAAUUGUCCCCCACUCAGCCAUAUCCUCCUAUGCAGCCACCUUUCAGGAGCAGUCCUCGAGAAGGCCCAGCAAACUCAUUGGUUUCGCUUCCUCCUUUACGCCAGCUCUCCAACACACCACCUACUCCCUCUGACCGCAGACAUGGCACUCCCUUUGGCGUUCAUUCAAUGCUUAAUCCUCAAGCGGAACUAGUCGCACAGCAACAGAAUCGAAGACGCAGUGCCUCACAGAUGGAGUCGCCAUCACCUGUCGACACUCAGCAUCCGCAUAGUCUGCCAUCGAUUAGCCGACCAACUAGCGUUGAUUCCACCCAGGAUGACCCCAAACCUCCUAGAGUUUUCCAAGCACCAGGGCCCCCAGGAAGACCUUCCAUGAGACACAUACUAAGCCCAAAAUCGCCGAAACUACACAGGACGCAAAGCUUGGGUCUCCUGAAUCCACCAACGGGCACCAUCGACGCCCAUCAAUCACCUUUCUUGACAGCAAAUACACGCCCGUCAGAUCUGGUGACAUCGCAGCCGGCUUUGCCCACGCCCCCAGGAGGCCGAAUUGCGUAUUUCUCUGCAGUGCCACCAUCGGCUCCAACACCACCCCCAAACAUGAUCCGCACGGAUGUUCGGAGACCAAGUAUAGGAUUCCCGCAGUCCGGUAGCGCGAGCCCGAUCACCCAGUACUCUCCAUACAGCCAACCUGCCUCUGUAGCUUCUAGCCAGUACGAUAAUCAAAGUACGCAAGGACACUACGCAUCUGGGCCUACCCACGUGCACAUGCAUGAUGUACGACACGGGUCGAUCCCCAUGGAAACUGAACGAAACAGCAUGAUCCCUAUGGCCCCGUCUAGUCAGAGCAGCAUUCAGAUCAUGACAAUCAAAAGCCAGCUGGGCCACCCAGUCCAAAUUCCGGUCGAUGUGCAGGCAGCCUCCAAGGUUGCCGACGAGAAGCGGCGGCGCAACGCUGGAGCAUCCGCUCGGUUCCGUGCUCGGCGGAAAGAAAAGGAGCGCGAAGCAUCGAUGAGCAUAUCGAGAUUGGAGCAACAAGUGCGUGAUGCGAUUGAAGAUGCUGAGUAUUAUCGAAGCGAAAGAGACUACUUCAAGUCGAUCGUGUUUCAACAACCAAACCCAGAAACACAUUAUGCAAGAGCUCCAUCGCCUCGACUAAGGCGCCCUUCUAUAGCACCUUCUCUCGCACCUUCUUCCUCCACUGGGCCCGGUUCCGAUGGCUCUUACGCCGAGUACGAAGAGGAGGCGCGAGAAGAGGAACGUAACGUGCGAAGGCGAACCAGUAGUUACCAUCCUGUAGCUGGACCUCCACCUACUUGUUCAACUCCUUCUGGCUCCGCAUCUCAUGGCUACUCUGCGCCUGCAUUCCUGCCAGUCAACCUACCACCUGUUCAGGGUGCAUCUCAUGACCAACAGUUCUUAUCACACCAGCAGGGUCACUUGGCUGCCCUACAACAGCCACCUUCCGACCGACCAGUGUACCAAAAUUCUUUCAUUCCGGAUGCUGAGCGUUAUGAGAAUCGACAUUGGCCUACAGGUCCGACCGAAGCUCGACAGAACUAG
This is a messenger RNA of Cucurbitaria berberidis CBS 394.84, 1986 nucleotides long. RefSeq lists its product as uncharacterized. Gene Ontology annotation, biological process: regulation of DNA-templated transcription. The transcript has 2 exons. The record is from RefSeq and is a predicted model, not a curated record. Gene Ontology annotation, molecular function: DNA-binding transcription factor activity. NCBI's taxonomy places the organism in Eukaryota, Fungi, Ascomycota, Dothideomycetes, Pleosporales, Cucurbitariaceae. Bases 1 to 1986 code for a protein of 661 amino acids.